Messenger RNA from Dermacentor silvarum, 7450 nucleotides. RefSeq lists its product as uncharacterized. The record is from RefSeq and is a predicted model, not a curated record. The transcript is spliced from 3 exons. Gene Ontology annotation, biological process: regulation of synaptic transmission, cholinergic; sleep; positive regulation of voltage-gated potassium channel activity. Bases 165 to 587 code for a protein of 140 amino acids. NCBI's taxonomy places the organism in Eukaryota, Metazoa, Arthropoda, Arachnida, Ixodida, Ixodidae.
UCUUGGCAUUCUUGGUGGCUGUGUUGGUCCGAAGCGAGUAGGGAAUGCCGUGUCAACAAGCAGCUUUCACGAUCGUUUUCACGAAAGCGACGUGAUAUUGUUAGGCUUUUAGGUGUGUGAGCUUAAGUGUGUUGUGUAUUUGUCAACUGAACAUUUCUUCGGCGAUGGCUUCGACGUGGUGGCUACUUGUAACGGUAGCGACGGUUAUGAGUAGCUUCUUGGCAUCAGUUGAAGCCAUUUAUUGCCACCAGUGCGACUCCAACCAACACCUGCACUGCUCGGAGCUAUGGGACCAUAGCAACUCGCCAGAGCCAGCAAGCUGCGACAACCUGUAUGAGGCCAAUUACUGCAUCAAGGCCACAGGCAUGUAUGGGGGUCGCAUUGGGACAUUCCGGUUUUGUUCGUCUCGUGACCGGGGUCACUACUGUGAUUAUGUGAAGCGGCCCGGAGAUGACCGAGAAUACCGAGCCUGUAUCUACACGUGCAGUGGUAACGGCUGCAAUGCCUCUGCGGGACUUCGGCCUUGGGCUGGUGGCGUGGCUCUUCUGCUGUUCAUGGUCCUUGCCCGGGUGGUUGCCCUUUUCUGAACAUCUCGUCUGAAGUGUCACGUGAUGAUGACUGACUCUUGCUACAUACAGUGCUGCAGCAUCUGCAGUACACCGGUACUGGUGCCAUUUCCACGAAAUUGCAUUCAGGCCAUGGUUCUUGCAUUUCAAUGAAGGCAAAGUAUGGUAGUGUUUAAUUUGCCUGCAUUGAACAAAAAGUUUGUCAGUGGUCUGUAAGAAGUUUCCAGAUGUUUUUAACUUCCCUGUAAAGCCCUGGAAAUAUUCUUUGAAAUGGAGCUAUAACUGCGGGAAAACACAGGACAGAGUAAGGGGACACACACACAGCAGUGCCGUACCAACCAGUCCAAGCCGCAACUCUCACAGCUCUUGGGAUCAGGUACUUGUUGACCUGACAUGAGACAUCUUGUGCAUGAGUGCAAGUGAUUCUGACUCUUUUAUAUAAAUAAUGCAAAAAAAAAAGGACAGCGACGAACAUGUUCUGACAAAGGCUGGUCCACCAGCCGAAACGUUUAGUGAAGACAUGUUUUCAAAAGCUUGUCGUCCUUUUUCUGCAUUGUAUUACGUUGGGUCCAGUGUGAAGACGUUGAUAUGCCCUAUAUAUAUAUAUAUAUAUAUAUAUAUAUAUAUAUAUAUAUAUAUAUACUACCGUGUUUGACCUUUGCCUUUUGGCUGGUCUGUGUCCUUGCUUCAACUUCUAGCUCCAUCUUAGGUAACGGUAUUUUGUACCUUCCUUAAAACUUUGCAUUGUGCAUAGCAUUUGUAUUAAUGCUAUGAUGUGAGUGAGCUGUAUCGUGUGAUCUAAAUUUCUGAAAGUACCACCAUCCUCAGAUUAUAUCAUAUCUUUUUUUUUUUGUGUGUUGGAGGGUUGCUGGAGAGGAGGAGUGAUCUGUUAUUUUUUUUACUCGGUUGAUUUUUUACAAAAAGAAAGAAGAAGCAGUGACCUUUAACUGAAGAGCAUCAUUGUUAAUUUUACUUCUGUACUGUCAUAGAGAGUCCUACUCAUUGUGAAUGGUAUCAGCAUUGUAAGCAGUGAGCCUAGCCCAUUGUGAAUAUAUUUUACAGGCUUUAUUUAGUUGGCAUGCUUGUGAAGUUGAUUGCAAUUUUGCAUGUCGGCUAUCUGGUGCAUACUUUUAGCAACAGGACGCUGAUACACACAAAAUUGCAUGAUGGCAUUCUGUCAGUGCUAGUAAAGUUUUCCCUGGGAAAAGCUUUGGCACAAUUUUUUGUUACAUUGUGACAGCUUGACAUCCGAGUGAGUCAUUACAGCUGUGUCAGUUCAGCUAGCUCGUAAUUUUUGUAGCUAUGAGGCACACAUCAUAGUUGUUGGCACCUUGUCAGAUUUUGUGUGUGGUGCGGCUCAAAACACGUAGCAUAGUUAUCGUGCCAAACUGUGUGGUUUCCAGGCUCUGUCUCACACUUAUGAUACAUUCUGGUUUAAAAGGAAAUUAAAGAGCGAUAUCUAGUUAAAGCCAACUGCAACUAAAAUUUGGACAGUGGUAAAAGCCUAGUUUCAGGUAGUAUAGAUGUAGAGCAGCCUCCAUGCAAAAUUUUGUGUUUGAAAUAUGAGUGGAUGCGUCACGAAAAGAUAGCAAAAAUAAAUGUUUUUGAUACCAAAACUGGGGAGGGAAAAAAAAUUAAAUAAAGAAGCCGAAACUUUUACUUUUCAUCAAAAGUGACCCAUGACUUGGAACACGUGGCUCCUCAAUAUGACCUUCAAGAUUAUGGGCUGCCUGCGGCGUACUGCAAUAUUUUGGAGGUGACGUGCUGGGACUUACAUCCGCUAACUACCAGGUGCAUGUGUCGUCAGCUUGCGUGCUGCUUAGAGGCUGCUAACAAGACAAUCAGACAGUUACCAGCCCUGGAAGCUUUGCCAAGAUUGGCGUGGUAGUAUAUGCUGCUCAUUUAUUAACAAUUUAGUCAAAGUGAGAUUUGAUUGCAGUUGGCCUAGAACACACAGCUCAUCAAUAUGGCCACCCUUGUCGUGAGAGGAUGCUUGGUGAGCCAUAGAAGAGACUGAAACAAAACAGGUGGCAGCAGUUCCCCAAAGUUCCCCCGUCAGCUGUAGUGAACACACCUCAUGCCACAGUGAUACCUGGUGAGGAAAAAUGCCCCCGAUCAUAUGUUCGCACAUUUAUUCGCUACACCAGCUUGCUGUGAUGUCAUGAACUUUGACAGUGUCUGAUCUGCUCUAUUUAAUUGUUUAGCCGUAAAGUAGAACUGCAUUGCAUUCUAAAGAAACUAAACACUCAACGUAGUAAGUUUUGACACCUUUUUCUGUGCCAAAACUGCUCGUGUACGAGAAAAUGCUUUGCGUGAUGCCAUGCUGAUGUACCAGUGCUGUGGACUUAGUAUGAAAUUCACGGAAGGGUAGUUUGGCAUUUAGUUUCUCCUAGAAUAACGAACUUUUUUUUCAUUGAAUGAAUGGAGAGAGAGUUCUGAAAAAAAAUACUUUUAUUAGUCUAAACAGAUUUAGUACUGCUCUUUAGUUUCCCUUUAACGUCGAUCGAGGUGGUUAAGUGCCUAUCGCUUGGUGUUGCUGAGGCAUGCUUGGUGGGUUUGUGCACCGCAAUACAUUGCUGUGUACCCGUUGCCCAAAGCGCAACAAGCGCAGUCACGCUAACACUCGUGCCGAUGAACUGGCCAACUUUGCCUGAAGUGUCCAUGCUGCAAAGCAGCAAGGAUGACAGAUGUUUUUUUUUUUUUUUUUUUACUGCAUUAUUGGCAUGGGCUUCCCUGGUUCAAAGUGAUGUAUGGCAGUGUGGACAUAACUGAUAGUAACUGCAGGCUGAAUAGAGAAAAAGAAAGAGCCCACCCCGCCCCAGAAUUCUAUGUAGAUCACUCCCAAGUGCCAGCUGGGCACACGUGCCACCUGGUUCAAACGCACUGCAUAAAACUGCACGGAAGGUGAUCUUGGCAGAUCAUUUCUGUGGAAAUGCGCACAAUGGAAGUUUUAUGAUAGGCAAAAAAAUGGUCAUCUACCUGACAGUGACACAAAGCUACAGUGGUAGAGCAGCCAUUCCGUAAAUGCAUUGGUUUCACGAUCGAUCCCUGGACCAGGACAAAUUUUUCGGAAAAAUUUUCUGAAAAACCCGUGAGGGUUUCCUUUGUAGCUUUGUGCUACGUUGGGUGGACGAGAAUUAUUACUUUCGAGACGAUGCCGUUGUUGGUAUUGUGCAUGAAAACUGAGAAAACGAGAAGACAGUCCCAGUUUGCUUCCAUUGCAUCUGAUGCAAUGUGUAGUAUGCACUAAUGCAACCCACACCUGUCCUCGACAAGGCUUGCGUUCCCUCCGAAUGACCACGCAUUUGUUUGACUAGAACAAAUAACCCCAGGUGGUCCUAAUUAAUCCGGAGUCCCCCACUACGGCGUGCCUUAUAAUCAGAUGGUGGUUUUGGCACGUAAAACUCCUUAAUUAAAAAAAAAGAUCAUGAACAGACGUGAUUACAUGUCGGAGGAGGCACAAACACUGAAGCCACUAAGCCCACCGCUCCUGUAAUGAUUGCGCUGUGAACCGUGCAAGACUGAUGGAGCAUUUGUUAUUUGUUCGUGCCACUUCUCGUGCUCAAAUGGAGACUAGCUCGUGUCUGCUGUCCUAACUGACACAUCUAGACUGCACUUGCAUCGAAGUAUUUGCUUGCUUUUCUCUUACGUUUUGUGCCCCACACAUUUUAUUUCUUAAAGGACACUGAUGAGAAACAUUAAAUCAGUUUAGACUGAUGAAUUAUACUUUCGAAACUCUUGUUUGUGUUACUUUUGCCGUAAUAUAUACGUCAGUUAUUAGAAGAGGAAAUGAAGGUCGAAGUUCCAUUUUAAAAUUUUGCACUGGAAUCCCCUGUGCUGGAUUUAAAUUUUUUUUUUUGUAUUUGGGGCCACUGUGGCUCGGUAAAAGUUCUCGAAACUUGUGAAGUUGACUUUAUGGCUCUUUUAGGACGCAAUGUAGCCCAUCUGUACUGACAAAAAAUUAACUCGGCCCGAGCAGACAGUGUCAGAAUCCAUUGUCGUGGCAAGUUGGUGUGAGAAAGCAGUGUCGCCACCCAUAUUUCAUUCUUGCAUCUUUUCUGGCUGACUGGACCUCCUCUCAGAGGAAGAGUGGCUUUUGUGCUGUGUUUCUGAAGGGUAAUUUACUUCUGCAGCCCAAAAUAUUUUUCUCUUUAGUGUCCCUUUAAGCCUGCACACCAGACUCGUGGAUAGGAUAAAGGAAAGGUAUCUGCAAAUAACCACAUAGCUCUUUCUCUCUCGCUUCUGUGCAUGGCCAACGUUGUUCUAUACCUCGUGCACUGCUCUCCCUUUUCUUUUAUCGCACCCUUUCACACACUGACCUUUUCAAAACCAUUCCUCUUUCACCAAGGCCUCGGUGAAUUGAGGACCCGCUAGCUUGGCAAGGUGGUCAGAAAUUAGGCGUAGUGUAAUAACAGGAGUGCAAGAACAUUAUUGUGAGCUGUCCCUCAUUUUCAUUCCAUGUCAAACUGUUAAAAAAAAAGUGGGAAAACCCUGAUUGAAACACAUUUAGCCAUUCUGACAAGGUGUCAACUACCAUCAACAUGGUAAUCAAAGUGAAUAAGUGUGUUUUUUGUGAAUUUCAAUUUUUCGCCAACCAUGCUGUGCCAGAGCAAAAAGCUCUUGUGAAGUGUAUGUGUUCUCUGUUAUGUUUGUACUGUUUUAAAUCAGUGAGGUGUGUGUUUGGUCUUGGUGCCCAGCAGUGUUGUCUGUUUUCUCUGCUACUGAUGUUGCGUUGCUGUCCUUUAGUUUCUGAUGCAUUUGUUAUUGUGCUUGAUACACUUUAGAAGUGUAAUUUCUUCGUCCUUAGCAGAUGUCGGAUCCAUACGUGAUCAGUAGAGGCCGGAUCUUUAGGCAUUUAAAAAGCGCGUUUUAGGCACCAAAAAUAGGCAGGCAAAACGUUUUAGGCCUCCAACUUCCUAAAUAUAGGCACAAUAAAUUUUUACAUAAUUGCAAAUAACUUCAAACGAAGACGUGCGCGGCCUAUAUCUACGAUAGGAAAACAAGAAAUGUUAUUGUCUAUGAUUGCACAAAGGCGUGAACAGUUGAACAUAGCCGUGCAAUUGUCCCAUAAAACUGCUGGACUAAUGACAAUCAAUUGGCUUCAUUCAAUAAGCACACUGCUCAUGUUCAAUGGCCACUGUACUCGAGCGUCGCAUAUAGUGAAACAGGCAUGAAAAAGAAUACUUGAAAGCUGGGAAUACUGAUUAAAGACACAACAGAAACAGACAAAUAACAAGUGCAAGAAGCACUACAAUUUAUUAAGAAAUUAGCAUGUUCUUACAUGAGGACCAUUAGGUACAACUCUUCGCAAUUUUCUCAUAUACAAUGACAUUAUCCGAAUUGUACAGGCCAGACGUCCCAACACUGCGAAAUACACUUCUGCCCAUUUGAAGUGCACGUGUUUGAGGAAACAUGUUUGGAGAGCACGUGGAACGUAGUCGAAGAAUCACUGUGAAAACUGUGGAAACAAUAGCAAACUACCACCAUCUCCAGAUUUUCGGAUACAGAAUUGUGCCUCUUGUCACUGAGAAUGAUCUCGUACGCUGAGAAGGAACGCCCGACAGCGGUGAACACCUUAAAAAGUAAAUUACAAACAAAACGAAAGCCGGGUGCACAUCACAUUUUUCUUUCUUCUUUUGCUCUUCACUCUCCUUUCCCCUGACGGCUCUCCGCGGUUUCGCAUUUGCCAACCGCUCGCACAAUGUCAGCGCGUCGGCGUAUGCUGGCCGGCGCGUCUCAUUUCAAUGCUGCUAGCAGUUGUUUUCCGGGAGUUGGUUGAACUAAAGGACUAGGUUGAACCCCAUAGAGUUCGAAACAGUCAAUGUUGCCCGGUAACAUGAAUAACGGUCUCUAACUGUACUCGAAAGCGAAACUUGGGGAUAAAUAGCGUUCAUAUGGGCGCCGAUAUUGAAAAUAGGCAUUUAUAGGCAUUUAGGCACAAACGCCAAAAUAGGCAUUUAUAGGCACCAUAAAAACACUAUAAAACCCCUUCUUAACCUCUAAGUCAUGCUCAUAUAUCAAAGUGGGGCGAUAGGAGCACAAGGAACAAAAAAGGCAUUUGCCUAAAAUCCGGUCUCUAGUGAUCAGCGAGUGAUCUUGAUUGGAGGGCUGUCUGAGCCAGGGCAGGCUCCACAGCAGCUCACAAUGUUUGCAAUGUCAAGUGAACUUCUCUCUGGAACUCGCAAAUGCUUGGAAUACACAUUCUGUGACUGGAUAAUCGAUGUGCUGGCGCACUUCAAACUGGCGUGAAUGAGCUGUUGGAGAUAAGUCCAGCCUUAAAAGUAAUCCUAACGGCAGUGACUCCUUUUUAUGCUCAUGCCGAGCAUAGAUUAGCCGAACCUUUUGAUACGCUGACCGAAUGCAUUCCGUCCAUUUUUACUGAAUCUCUCUUUUAUAUGGUAUGUGUAUAUACUAUGUACGGUUUGAAAAUAUAAAAAAUGUGAUUAAGGUGUCCAACACAUUCUGCUCACCUUUUCUAUUGCUACUUUACUGCCACAUUGCCUUAUUUUAAAUUGCAUUGUAUAGUAGCUGCAUCGUGCUGUGUCUUACAGAGGGUCCUUCUGGCUUUUGUUUGACUCUCUGGGUGCUUUUGUACUACAUAGGUUGACUGCACAUCCCUUACACAUUGAUCCUUUUAGAUGUUAUAUAAAUGUUUCUCUCUCCUGUAUGUCAGCUGCACAUCCAUUCAUUUGGAUGAAUAUCAGCUACACAUUCAUCCUUUUAGAUGUAUGUCAGCUGCGGCCCUAAUUUUGGAUGGCAGUGUUAUGAGUGAAUGUUGGUACAUUCAGAGUACACGCUGACGUAAGUUCAGUUUGGUUAGUGGGCACCUGUUGGCGUACUCGGGAGCCAGAAUUUUAGAUGUAGGCAUGUUUUGAUUGAUCUUG